Patella vulgata (common limpet) is the source of this 4262-nucleotide messenger RNA. RefSeq lists its product as uncharacterized. The record is from RefSeq and is a predicted model, not a curated record. The transcript has 3 exons. Bases 292 to 1212 code for a protein of 306 amino acids. NCBI's taxonomy places the organism in Eukaryota, Metazoa, Mollusca, Gastropoda, Patellidae.
CACAUAAGUAAAUUAUGAAUAAUACUGAAUGAAAGAAUGAACCUGUUGAAAUCGCAUAUAAUAACUGGACUAUAUAGUAUACAAUUUGUUAUAGGACAUAGUAAGGAGCCCGUAAAGCCUUGAAUUGGACAGUGAACAGUGGCAUGAAAUAGGAUAACACAACGUUCAGGUUCGACAGUGUAUAGGCUACCAAAAAAAACUUAAGAUUUGUGAACGUAAUUCAAGGGUAUACUUACGCCUCCUAGCACACUAAAAGAGUACUACUACAAAGGAAUUCGAUUAAAGAACAAGAUGUCUUCAUCACAUAUGCCAGAAAGGAUUAUUCUAAUUCUUCUAACGAUCGUCUUAUAUUUGGUUACUCUUGUUGUAAAUGCACUGGCAGCACAAGGUGGCGUGGAACUGGGUUUAUUUAAAACUAACAUGGCAGACAUAUCUGAGGCCUACAAGCUAGAAAUAACCUCUGCUGGUUUGAUGUUUAGUGUUUGGGACGCCAUUUAUAUAUGGCAGGCUUUAUGGUUGGUAUAUGGCCUCAGUACCAUAUGUAGAAUGAAAGGUGGUCACUAUAUAUAUACCCUCGACUUCAUGCCUCCAGCUGUCUAUAUCAUCUUUAUCAUAUAUCUAUGUUGUAACAUAAUUUGGUUGUUCCUUUGGGAUAAUCAAUAUGUAUUCACCGCCUUGUGCCUCAUCGCAAUGACACCAUUCACACUGUAUUUCACCCUCUACAUAUGUUCUUCACGUUUAUAUCGCAACAUGACAAAAGGUGCUUCAUGUGUCGACAUUUGGCUGGUACGAUUUCUGGUUCAAAAUGGAAUGGCGUUUUAUGCGACCUGGACAUUCCUUGCUGCAGUACUCAAUCUCGAUACGGUUUUGUCGCACUGGCAUCGUCAGGGACAGGACACGGCUUCUACGGCUAUUCUGGUAAUUUUGUUUGUAGAGGUUGUGGUUUGGUUUAUUAUAGACAUCUUUCUGUAUGAUAAAUACACGCGGUAUAUCUUCAGUCCUUACCUCAUGAGGGUUAUAGUUUUCUCUGGGCUAGUUAAAAACGACUAUGCCUUCGACACCAUCUACCACGAUUCGGCCUUAAUAAUAACGCUGUUGGUUGUAGCUGUUGCAAUGUUGUUUCUCAAGAUAUCCAUACUCGUCUUCCGUCAUAUUACCUCACCCAUCAUAUCCAAGAAACUCGCCCCCAUCACUGUCAAUUUGGCGAUUUGAUGCCAAAUACAAAAGAAAGGGGUGCAUUUUAUAUUGUAUGUUGAUUUCUACGUUCCGGUAUUAAAUAUUGAAGAACAUUUCCAUACUCUGGUAAUAUCUGCAGGUUCAAUUAUUGCAGAAGCCUUGUGUUGUAUGAUUCCAACCUCUUACAAGCCAAAGUUAAUAUACCCCCAGAAACAAGAAGGCGGCACAAAUUAAACACCGAAAAUUCGAAGAAAUGAUGGGUUGGAAUGCAAAGGCGAAUGGAGGUAAUAGUGUUUCACUAAUGAAUAUGGACUAAGCUAAACGUAUUGCAGACGCCUUGUUUUGUAUGAUUCCAGUCUCUUACAAGCCGAAGUUAAUAUACCCCCAGAUAUGGCACAAAUUAAACACCGAAAAUUGGAAGAAAUGAUCAAAGUGAUGGAUUGGAAUACAAAGGCGAAUGGAGGAAAUAGUGUUUCCAUAAGAAAUAUGGACUAAGCUAAACAUAGGGAGUAAAUCGGUCAGUAAAAGAGCACGGGGUUCCAUGAGAUCAUUGACUCGUACCCGAAGUGUUUAGAAAAGUAUUUCGGUAAAUACUUCCGGUAACAAAAGACGAAUAAGGUGAGCAGCGUACAUAGUCAUCCUAACACUGAUCAGAAGUGAAUAUUCGCUAGGCCGCUACAAUCACUGAUAAGGAUGACAUCAAUGCGACUUAUUAAAUUCUAAAACAUUUUUUUGAUGUAUUAGAAAAAUAAAUAAAGACGUUUGACGUAUAGGAGGUAAAAAUUAUUUCCUAUUUAGUGUAAAUGGGUAUUAAAAUGACUAAAAGGCAGCAUUCUGGCCGAAGCAGUAACGUCUUAUGUAAACUAUGCACGCGCCAUUCAGCCAAUGAUUGACGCCGCGUGCUGUGACGGCACGUGUUGAAGGCAGUCAUCUUUUAUAGAGAUAUUAGAAGACUUUCGUAAUUCUCUGUGAAACAGAUUGAGUCAUCCUCAAUGUCAUCCUGAUGGAAGAAUACGAAAAUUGUGCACACGUUAAAGAUCCAAACACAUAUGUUUGGUAUUAUCUAUUAGAAAGACGUAUUUUUGUGGACUGGCAUAGUCUUCAGUAUACGCAAGAGUCGGGGUGGAUUAAAACAAUAGCCAAGGAAGACCCAGGAUUAUUAUUAUUAUAAAAACAAUGUAUAUAUCAUGCUACGAUGUGUUUAUGCCAUUUAUUGACUAUGUGUCUGACAAGAAUAUGUUCAGAACUAAUUUUAUUUCAGUUUUCAAGAAGUUGUUCCAAAUUUUGAGUUUAUGAAAUUAAUUUGUACAUCAAUAUAAUACAAUAUGUAAGUAAUAGAUAGCAACCACUUUCCAUGGUGCUAUUCGAAAUUUUUAUUUCUAAUAACAACUGUGCAAAUGGGGUGCUAUCUCACUUACCCAUCGACACAAACUAUUAAGAUAAUUGCCAAGUAUCAAUGAAACCUGACUUUGUGUACGUGAAAAUCAACGCAUGGGUUUAUUGAAAGUUUCUAUUACGUCAGUAUCAACCCUUAAUGACUUUAUAGAAGGUUGAUGACCACACAGCAAUGGUUGCUAUGGAGCGAGCUAGGCGAAUGCAUAGCCGUGCAGGUUAUAGUUUUUAUAUAUAUAUUACAUUCUAUAUCUAGAAAAGUAUGUCUUAUUCAGAUGUAAAUACUAUUAAUCAAUCCGUCCUUGAAUAUUGGACGUUAAAUCUGGUUAAAACACAGAUCCUAUUUCGUUUCGUUUUUAUAGUUCCAAAUUUCGUUUUAUUUGUCUUUACUACACUUUGAUCUGGAAGAGUUGUUAUUUAACUCGUGUUCUGAAUGGUGUCAGGGAUAAGCCAAUGAAACGGUCUGUUACGGCGAGCUUUAGGCGUGUUUUGCACGGAACUGUGGGUAAUCCACUAGUAACAUCAAUGCUGAUCAGUUAAUCAAAUGUCUGACAUCAUAGGGUCAUAAGUCGAUCUUUUGACCCCUGACGUGACCUAUCACUAUAACUUGUCAGAUCUUCAUGUAGUGUAGGCCCUCGAAAGUAUAAAAAACGAAACGAAAUAUGGAUCUGUAUUUUAAUCAGAUUGAUUGGACGUUAAAAUUGUAAAGACAAACAACAACAAGCCGUUCCUAUAAUUGUAUGUAUAUAAUUGUUAUUAUGCGUUCCAGUAUUAAAGAUCGAGGAACCAUUCUUGUAAUAUGUGUCUCGUAAAAUAUCAUACAUUUGACUUAAUAAAUUCUCUUGCUCGAAGAGGUUAUUAAAAUGGGAGGAAAUCUGAGAAAACCCACAAAGUUAGACACGCAAGCGUACUUGUUGUUACCACGUACGUGCAUGGUAUAUAUUGCAUCUAUACAGAUAACGAACUGUAUGGACGACUGGCAGUAACAUUGGCCAAUUGUUUAAAUGUCGGGGCUUUGCACUUGCUGCAGAUAAGUUGGCGUCUAGUACACAAGUAGGUGCCAUUUUUUCGUCGUACAUCACUGGCAAGGGGAUACCAAGCUGGUGACACUGAUAUCGAAAAGCAUGUGAGUUGAUGUAGCGGUAGAUAUAAAAUGGGUAAAUAUAUUAAAAUGGAGGGGGAAUAACUCUCCUAAGCGACUGCAUACAGGCCCAAAUAAUUUCACAAUUUUUUAAAUGUUAAUUCUGAUCUGUUUACACGGCUUCAACUUUUCGUUGAGAUUAACGCUCUCAGCCAUGAAGUAACAUCUAGCCAUGCGUGUAAUGAGAUUAUAUGAGAUUGGCCAUUGUAAGAUAUACAAAUUGGAAGUAACAUACUAUAAAUAUGCAACUAUCCGCUCUAAAGAACCCCUUAAGUCUGUUAUCCAUCCGCCUCUAAACCAUGAAUAUUCACCUGUCAGAAAAUGUCAAUUUAAACCCUCGUUUUCAAUUCAAGACCAAAAAGACAUGCAAAAUAAAAUGAUAUGAUAUUUUUAAGGCCAUAUUUGCCACAAAAACUACAUUCGAGACGGGGAACAUGCAAAAUGAAAUGUUUAAAGCCAUAUUUGCCACGGAAAUUGGGAGAAAAGAGAGAUAUAAAGAUAAUGAACUACAUUCGAGAUAGGGAACAUGCAAUAUGAUAUGAUAUGAUGUUUA